UAUAAAGGCUGAGACUUGGAAGUUAUCUGCUCAUACCUCCAGACUUGGUCUUUACUUGGUCACCAACCUGCUGCGCGAGGCUGAGAGCAUCUACCCAUCAGCACUGCGCGCGCUCAACAGACACUUUGGACACUUCCCAGACAGACGGCCAACUACAUUACCAUGAAGUCGACAUGUCUGCUCAUCCUGGCUUCUCUCGUGGUCUGCAACCUGACCGAGUCUGGAGGACAGGACAUCCCUGCUGAGGACGAGACGGACGGGAGGAGGACCAUAGACGACAUCAUCCUGCAGAAAGCAGAGAGUCUCCUGUUAAGGUCCAUCCUCAAAAAGAUGCAGGAGGAAGACGGCAGAAACGAGGGAUCUUCCUUUCAGACAGAAUGGGUGACAAAACGACAGCAUCCCGGUAAGAGAUACAGCGAGGACUUGGAGAAGCGCCAGCAUCCUGGGAGGAGAGAAGAAGGCGAGGACGAGCAGCAGCAGUUCUUGGACCUUCAAAAGAGACAACACCCGGGCAAACGCGAAGAUGAAAUGCACUCGUUCAUGCAGCUGCAGAAAAGGCAGCACCCGGGAAAACGCUUCACGAUGGAAACUGAAAACCCUGUGAUGCUCCUGAGUGAACUUUCCAAACGACAGCAUCCUGGAAAGAAGCGCUAUGUGGUGCUGCACAGCAAACGCCAGCAUCCAGGUAAGCGCCAUCAGGACGAGGAGGAGGAUGAGGAUGAUGAUGACUGGGAUGCGGAUGGAGAUGAAGAAGACCUCGCUGGAUUGGAAAAGCGUCAGCACCCUGGAAAACGGUUUUGGGAUAACUCCAGUCCGGAUUUAGGCACGAACAGUCCAUGUGAUGUUUUGGACCCUACGAGCUGCAGCAAGACCAGUUUGCUGCUCGACUUUUUAGACAACAUUAACAAGAGUCACGCCGAGGAGAAGAGACAACACCCGGGCAAAAGGUUUGCACCAGAGGAGGAUUUAGUGGAGGAGGGAGAGUAGCUUAGAAUAAAGUCUGGUAUGUGUGUGUGUACUGUUGUGUUGUAAACAAAUAAAUGUGUAAAUGAAGUGACCAUAAUGAAUUAUUAAAAAUGAUAAAAAAUAAUUUACAUCAUUUAAUCUUUUGUGCCACAGACAACAACAACAAAACAUGUAUCUGCUGUCUGUUUCUUUGGAGAGCUUGUGCGUAAUUGUCCUCCAAAUAUCGCUGUAAAUAUGGGUUUCAUAUAAGAGUACGUUGUGUAAUGGAAAUUCUGUCAAUAUUCCAAGAUGAGUCCUAAUAAUGAACGUUGAAAUAAGGAUCUCAAACAGAUGAAAUGUCUUUGUUGUAUUUUAUUCUUGCAAGAAGAGGUACUGGUUAUACAGAGUCACACAAAGUCUGCAGAAGAGUGCACUCCAGGAGAUUAUUACAAUGUGAUUAUAUAGAAAUCUACAACAGGGACUGUGAGAUAAGGAGUUGUUUAACACAGAUAAGGAGUUGUUUUACUCAGACAGUGUCCCAGUAAAAGUAAACACUCAGUACUUUCCCACUACAUGAGACAAAGAGCACACAGACAGUAACUUUCCACUGUUGCAUAAAGAGACAUCAUUACAUACAAUGUGAUUUUCCAUUACAGUUGCCAUAUGUUGAACUUUUCAUUAUUAUUAUUACACUUAUUUAGUAUUUAUUCCGUUAAUUAGGCUUACUUAUGUUAAAAUAAGUCCAAAAAUGAAAGCAUUAGUCUCCUGGCUUUUGUGAUGUUGCCUCUGUGAGGCAGCACACGCUCUUCAGUAUACAGUACAUGCUGAAAACGUUUACAGCUUUGCAGAGGACAUCCCUUCAUUGAUUGAUUUGUGUUUCAUUCUUUUCUACUCAUGUAAAAAUAUAAUGAAUACCACCGCAAAUAAAAAAUGUCAUUAAUUAUUUUUCUAUUAUUGCAUGGAUUAAGUUGAUUCAACCCUAAUGUUGUAAAUUAAAAAGCUAUACCUUUGCCUUAAAGUCAACCACCAAUGUUUUUGUUGGACAAUAAAACGCAUUGGUAAAAAUGUA
Sebastes umbrosus (honeycomb rockfish) is the source of this 2014-nucleotide messenger RNA. It is a transcript of the gene trh, whose product is annotated as thyrotropin-releasing hormone. The transcript is spliced from 3 exons. Gene Ontology annotation, cellular component: extracellular region. Lineage: Eukaryota; Metazoa; Chordata; Actinopteri; Perciformes; Sebastidae. The record is from RefSeq and is a predicted model, not a curated record. Gene Ontology annotation, molecular function: thyrotropin-releasing hormone activity. Gene Ontology annotation, biological process: hormone-mediated signaling pathway. Bases 163 to 987 code for a protein of 274 amino acids.